Molecule: messenger RNA, 687 nt
Organism: Macrosiphum euphorbiae (potato aphid)
Lineage: Eukaryota; Metazoa; Arthropoda; Insecta; Hemiptera; Aphididae
Source: the annotation of a GenBank genome assembly
AUGGGGAAAACAUUCUCGUCCAUCAUCAAACCCGACAAUAUAUUAAAAUUUUGUGACGCAUUCUACAAUGAUGCCAAAACUGUGUUGGCCCAAAACGUCUGUUCUCGCAUCAGCCAUACAGAUGUGAGCACAUCAAGAAAUAGAGUACAGGAAUGCCAUCACUAUUACACGCACAAGAUCGAAUUUGAAGGCAAACCAGUAACAAACCAAAAGAAGUCAGGUCGCUGUUGGAUAUUUGCAUGUUUAAAUGUGAUCAGAGUUCCAUCCAUCAAACAAUUUAACUUAGAAGAAUUUGAGUUCAGCCAAGCUUAUAUAUUUUUUUGGGACAAGAUUAAAAGAAGCAAUUAUUUUUUAAAUGCAAUUGUACAAACCGCUAAUCGUGGUGAAACUGUUAUUGAUAGAACCACUGCUUGUUUACUCACCAAACCUAUUGAUGAUGGAGGUCAGUGGGAUAUGUUGGUCAACAUCAUAACCAAGUAUGGGUUGAUGCCAAAGAAGAACUUCCCAGAGGCGUUUAGUUGCGAAGCUAGCGAUACUCUUAAUGUAAUACUGCACAGCAAGCUUCGAGAAUUCGCCAUCAUUUUGCAUAAGCUUGUCAGCAAUAACGCUACUGACAAUGAGAUGAGAUUAAAGCCAAAAUCAAAGAACAAAUGGAAGUUAUUUAUCGAACUGUUGGUAUUUGUCUGA